Molecule: messenger RNA, 1342 nt
Organism: Portunus trituberculatus (swimming crab)
Lineage: Eukaryota; Metazoa; Arthropoda; Malacostraca; Decapoda; Portunidae
Product: piggyBac transposable element-derived protein 2-like
Exons: 2
Coding region: 304-1074 (256 amino acids)
Molecular function (GO): sequence-specific DNA binding
Source: RefSeq, a predicted model, not a curated record
UGAGAUGUCGUGAAAUUAGAUUGUUCCCACAUGGGAACGCUAUGAUUUUGUAUGCAAAAAAUUACCUAAGAAAAUAUUUUACACAUAUUCAGCGGGAUAUGACAUUGUUAGGCUAUAGGGUGUAAUGAUUACCAAUGUAUGAUGCAAUUUGAUGAUUCCCUUACAUCACAGUAUUGCGUCAUCCUGUUGCGAGCGUAUAUAUAUAGCCUACAACCGAUCGUCAGAGCACAUAGCCAUUUGAUUCCCAACCAUACAGUCUGCUGUUUGUGCAUACUGUGCAUCCUUCUAUUAUGAGUGAUCAACAUGCUGUCAAGCAUCUUCUAUGGUCAUGGGGAAAAUGAACACUUUGUUACAGUCCGUGAGGCUUGUGAUAGAGCAGAAGAGGAUGGUUCCAGAGUUCGAAACGUUGUUGUACUUCCUCCUGAAAGUGGUGAUCAAGAUGUUGAAAGUGAUGUUGAGGAUGCUACGAGCGUGAUGUCCAGUGAUGAGGAAGCAUUUGAACCAGCUGGAGAAGUGGAAGUGGAUGAUACUGAUGACAGUGAGGAUGGGUUAGAAGAACCACCUUCAAAAUCGUCUCGAGCCACCGGAUGGAAAAAGAAGUCGGAAUUUAGGCGUAACUUAUGCUACGAUCCUCUGGAGAAGCUUGUCGAUUCAUUUCCUGACCUGACUAAAUUAUCCCCGUACCAGCUAUGGGGACUGAUCUAUUCAUCAUCCAUUUUGGAUACCAUUGUAGAUCAAACAAAUCUGUAUGCUAGGAGGGAUAAGAACCAACCAAAUUUUAGUGCCAACCACGAUGAGAUAAGGACUUUUCUUGGCAUUAUACUUCUCUCAGGGUACCACAGACUGCCGGAGGAGCGCCAUUACUGGUCCACUCAGCCUGAUCUGGGAGUUCAGCUUGUGUCUGCUGCUAUGACUCGCAACAGGUUUCAAGCAUUGAAGAGCGUUAUGCAUUUUGCAGACAAUCACAACCUGCCAGCAGGAAACAAAUGUGCCAAAAUUGAGCCAAUCUACACAAUCAUCAAUGAAAACCUAAAAAAAACAUGGCAUUUUCCAUCAGAAGCUCAGUGUAGAUGAAUCCAUGGUGCCCUACUAUGGACGGCACUCUGCAAAAAUGUUCAUCCGUGGAAAGCCAAUCAGAUUUGGCUACAAGAUCUGGGCACUUUGCGGCAAUGACGGCUACCCAUAUAGGCUGAAGCUCUACAAAGGCAAAGAAAAUGAUCAGACCAAACUUCCUCUAGGCAUCAGAGUUGUAAAUGACAUGAUGUCGACAAUUCAGUCUUCAUCCACAGUCACCAAGCACGAAGUAUACUUUGACAAUUUCUUUACCUCACAUUUUCUAUUG